This is a messenger RNA of Liolophura sinensis, 1745 nucleotides long. RefSeq names its product RNA-splicing ligase RtcB homolog. Gene Ontology annotation, molecular function: RNA ligase (GTP) activity; RNA ligase (ATP) activity. Bases 114 to 1628 code for a protein of 504 amino acids. Gene Ontology annotation, cellular component: nucleus; tRNA-splicing ligase complex. Gene Ontology annotation, biological process: tRNA splicing, via endonucleolytic cleavage and ligation. The transcript has 14 exons. The record is from RefSeq and is a predicted model, not a curated record. NCBI's taxonomy places the organism in Eukaryota, Metazoa, Mollusca, Polyplacophora, Chitonida, Chitonidae.
CAUGAUGAAAGAGGGCGCUGGUUGCUGUCUGCUGCCGCAUGUCAUUUCACCAACACCUGGCAAGACAGUGGAAGAGUUCUUGUUGCUGAAGAACCCACAGAUGUUGUUUCAAGAUGAGGACUUAUCAAGAUGAGUUGAAAUACCUGGAGAAAAUUACUCCAAACUGUUGGAAGAUCAAGAAAGACUUUGUCCCUAAUAUGAAGGUGGAAGGUUUUUUCUAUGUGAAUGACAAUCUAGAGAAGUUGAUGUUUGAUGAACUCAAAAACAGUUGUCACAACAAAGGGUUUGGAGGAUUCCUGCCAGGAGUGAAGCAGAUUGCUAAUGUGGCUGCCCUACCAGGAAUAGUCUCGAAAUCCAUCGGCCUUCCAGAUGUUCAUUCAGGUUAUGGCUUUGCCAUAGGAAACAUGGCUGCAUUUGAUAUGAAUGAUCCCCAGGCAGUUGUCUCCCCUGGCGGUGUGGGGUUUGACAUUAAUUGUGGUGUUAGACUAUUGAGGACAAACCUCCAUGAGAAAGACGUCGUACCUGUCCGAGAGCAGUUGUCUCAGUGCCUCUUUGAUCAUAUACCUGUUGGUGUGGGGUCCAGGGGAGUUAUACCCAUGGGAGCAAAAGAUCUGGAAGAAGCAUUAGAGAUGGGAAUGGACUGGUCACUAAGAGAAGGAUAUGCAUGGGCAGAAGACAAAGAGCACUGCGAGGAGUAUGGCAGGAUGUUGCAAGCAGAUCCAUCCAAAGUCAGUAGUCGUGCCAAAAAACGAGGCCUUCCUCAGCUGGGUACAUUAGGUGCUGGGAAUCACUAUGCAGAGAUACAGGUGGUAGAUGAAAUCUAUGACCAGUUUGCAGCCAGUAAGAUGGGAAUAGAGCGCCUGGGACAGGUGUGUGUGAUGAUCCACAGUGGCAGUCGAGGGUUGGGCCAUCAGGUAGCUACAGAUGCUCUGGUUGCGAUGGAGCGUGCAAUGAAACGGGAUCAGAUUGUGGUGAAUGACCGGCAGCUGGCUUGUGCUCGUAUUCAUUCCCAGGAAGGCAAAGAUUAUCUGCAGGGUCUGGCUGCUGCAGCAAACUAUGCUUGGGUCAACCGCUCUAGUAUGACCUUCCUAACCAGACAAGCCUUUGGCAAGAUGUUCCAGACAACGCCUGAUGACCUCGACAUGCAUGUUAUUUAUGAUGUGUCCCAUAACAUUGCCAAAGUCGAGGAACAUUGGAUUGAUGGAAAACAGAAGACAUUGCUGGUCCAUCGGAAAGGAUCCACAAGAGCUUUUCCUCCCCACCACCCUCUCAUCCCGGUUGAUUAUCAGCUGACAGGUCAGCCGGUGUUGAUAGGAGGCAGUAUGGGCACCUGCAGUUAUGUUCUCACAGGGACUGAGCAGGGCAUGCAGGAGACAUUCGGCACCACCUGUCAUGGAGCUGGUCGAGCUCUCUCAAGAGCGAAAUCCCGUCGUAACUUGGAUUACUCCACCGUGCUGGCUGCUUUAGAAGAGAAGGGAAUUAGUAUCAGAGUUGCCUCCCCUAAGAUGGUCAUGGAAGAGGCACCAGAAUCAUACAAGAAUGUGACAGAUGUUGUUAAUUCAUGUCAUGCUGCGGGCAUCAGCAAAAAGUGCAUCAAGUUACGGCCAGUAGGUGUGAUUAAGGGAUGAGAUUUUUAUGAAGCCUCAUGGUUGGUGUCCAAGCCAGGAACAAACAGACUGGACUAUUGAACCUUCUUGGAGGGGCUGUUUUAUUUUGGAUUGUGCUAUACAAGGGAAUAAGAUAAA